AAGAAUAUCUGAAUGAUCAUCAGUGUAUAGAUGUCCUGUCUUGUUUUUCCUGCCUAAGGAAUCAUACUACAGAAGCAUAUAUUCUUGUGAAGAAAAGAUAAUAAUAAUAAAAACCAGGAAGAGGAUAAAUUUGAUGCCAAAGUCAAAAAAGUUGGAUUCUUUGUUCUGUUGUCACCUUUUUUCACCUUUUCUUCCACAUUCUUCCACUUUACCAACAGUUCAAAUUGCUUUCAGAAGUUUUACUUUCUCCAUAGCAGAAGCUUGAUCUCUAAGAACAAAAGGGAAUGAUGAUUUUGAAGAAAGUUCAUCUUGGUUUUGCGUUGUUUGUGUUACUUACAACCCUGCCAACAUCCAUAUCUCAAAAAACGACUGAUAUUAGCUAUUGCGGGAAAAUAAGGAUUCAAAAUCAGUUCUUUUUCCAACAAAAUUCAACAAAGUUAGCCCCUUUGAAUCACAUGCUUCUUUGCAAAUCUCAGAAAUUGUACUACAGAACAACUCUUGGUCUUUUCCAGGUUUCUUCAGUUGAUUAUGCGAGUAAACUGCUUACUGUUUCACACAGCUUUUGGUCAUCAACUUCUCAGUUUAUAUCUCCUAGAGUUCUGUCAGCUGGAUUUCCUCAUCCUCCUCAACCUAACUCAUUAGUCCUCCUGAACUGCUCAACCCGAAAAACUAUCCCUCAAUCCGUGUUUUUGAGUAACUGUACUGGAUUUAAUGGUUUUGAUAGAGCUCCUAAUCUUACAGAAGGGUUUUCAAAAUGCUUAGUAAUUGAGGAUGUACAAAAGUUGGAUUCAGAUUUUCAUCCCAGAGAAUUGAACUGCACACACUACAGCAGGAUUUACCGAAAGGCGGUCUCCUUGGCCACAGAUGACAACAGAAACAUGGGAUAUGAGUUGGGAACAAGAAUAUCUUUUGAUAUCCCUGACCAUGUCCCUGACCCUUGUGCGGAAUGCAAAAAGCCUGAUGGAAAUUGUGGAGCUGGAUUGAGAUGCAUUUGCCAUCCCAUUCAAUGCAAGGAUAAGGUCAUUUCGAAUGGUGCAAUCUUGAACCCUCUCAGCAAUAUGCUUUUAUCUUUUCUUUGCUUUGCCACAGUGCUGCUCUCAUUCAACAACUCUUGAGGUAGCACAAUGGUAUAUAACACUGGAAAUUGUGAUGCUGAUUCAUUAAACUUUAGAAUGACAUCAGGUUUGCAACUUCUUACAUGUUUCCUAGGACAGUAAAAGAAAACUCAGAAGGAGUGUAAAAAGACUUGAGAAUUACUAUUUAGUAUUUUAGGACAGCUGCUCGAAUUGUUGUUUUCUGUUCAGGAAUUCAUGUGUCCUUUCCUUUGUCUCCUUUGUUCAGAACUUUAUUCCUUACUGCCUCUGUUUGUGCAUGCAUCUAUGAUCUUUCAUCAUUGACAGAGUUCCUACGUUCUAAAUUUCUCCACUUCUAUUCAUCGACCCCAUCGCGAAAUAUGAAGACAAAAUCGAUAUCAUAAUGGCGGAGGACUCUAGAGUUCAUUCCUCGGAUUCCUCUACUGUUAGAUAGUACUACUUCCUAUCAUGAAUCAUGUAAUAGUAACCUGUGGAGAAUCAAAUUUAAUUUGCAUUAACUUUGAUAUUACGUUACCGAAUUCAAGACAAUCAUCACUAGUUGGUCUUAAUCUUCCUUCAUUUUUUUUUUUUUUGAGAAAGUAAUCCUCCUUCAUGACUAUGUACAGAUUAUGAAGCUGCUGUUGAGCAGAGGUCUUGCGGAAUAUGAACAACAGAGAUGAUGAUUUCACCGCCUUGAUCAUCUUGAAAGCUCUGAGGUGGUUCUGCAUCCAAAGGCAUAAGUAGUAGUAGUAGUUCUGAUCCUGAUUCAACAUCCAUUUCUGAACAUGUGUUGUUUCCUCCUCUUGAAUCACCAUCCUCAUCAUUUUGUCCAUGAAAAUACUGAAGAGAAAGAAAGGUUGUAAAACUGACUUUUGCCAGAAUGGUUAUGAGUAGGAAAUAGACCAUGGAUAUCAUGGUGAUUCUUAAUUCUGUUUCUUUUUCCUCUGAAAUCAAUGAAAUCCCAUGUUGUGUACACAGAUAUAGAUUUGCAGAGAAGUACAACUGAAAUUUGUGGCAGUUUUUCUGUUUUUAGCCUAUUUAUAAAGCCAAAAGAAAAAAAGAUCAUUAGAUUCGAACUCUCAACAUUUGUAUAUUUAUGGACACAUAAGACGUUAUGGCUGCAAAUCUAUAACUAUAUGUUAAAUGUCAGCGGAGAUUACUUCUGAUUGUAAUUCAGUUGAGUAGAUUUAUGGA
This is a messenger RNA of Oldenlandia corymbosa var. corymbosa, 2267 nucleotides long. NCBI's taxonomy places the organism in Eukaryota, Viridiplantae, Streptophyta, Magnoliopsida, Gentianales, Rubiaceae. The record is from the annotation of a GenBank genome assembly.